AUGAUUAAUAAUUUUGACCAGCAAAUUCAAUACAUACCACAGUUUCAACAAAUGCAGCAUCAAAUGCAGCAGCAGCAACAACAACAAAUGCAACAGCAACAGCAACAACAACAACAACAACAACCACAACAAAUGCAAAUUCAAUUAUCAACACAUGAAGAAAGAUUAGAAUUAGCAUCACAAUCAUCACCAUUUGAAGAGAAAGUAACAUUAAAUGGUUUACAAAAGAAUAUUAAAGUGGUUAUAAAGAAUAGUCCAUUCAAUGUUCAAUUAAGAUUAAAGAAAGCAAAUGAAAUCGAUUUGAAUUGUGUUGCAUUUGAAUCGACAUUACUCUAUGAUUGUGAUACCAAUGAAGAGAAGGAAGUAGAUUUCGUUAAAGUGAAACCGGUCGAACAUAAAGCAUCACCCAAUGAGACUGGUGAAUUGGUAAACAUUGAAUUACGUAUUAAAGUAUUAACUUCACAACACGAAGAUAUGUUCUUUCGUGUGAAAAUCGAAGGACAAGACCCAAUCUCCAAAGAACCCAUCAAAGGACUCUACGCAUUAACUCACUCUAUUAAAGUCAUCUCAAAACCUGAACAAUUAAAAAAAAAGCAACCUCCUAAAAAGCGUACUUGGAAUGAUAUCCUAUUGGAAUCCGUCUCAAAAAUUCAACAUCAACAACAUGAACAACAAAAAUUAAUUGAAAAACUUUUACAACAACAAGCAGGUUUAAGUGGUAGUACCUCCACCACCAACAAUAACAACACUACAACCACCACAACCACUACCUCUUCAAAUAAUAUAACCUCUUCCUCUGCAAUUAAUUUACCUUCACCACCUUCUUCAACUUCAUCUUCACCUUCAUCUUCACCAUCUUCAUCACCAACCCUUGUAAAUUCUCAUUUAUUAACUUCAACUUUAAAUAAUACAUCAUCAAAUAAUUUAAAUUCUUCAUCAAAUACGUUAAAUAAUAACAAUAAUAAUAAUAAUAAUAAUAGUAAUACUAGUACUAGUAACAAUAAUAACUGUAAUAUAAAUAAUAAUAAUAAUAAUAAUAAUAAUAACAAUAAUAAUAAUAUUAGUGGAUUUGAAGAUAGUUUUAAACAAAUGAUGAACGCAUAUACACAAUUAGAUCCAAGACAAAGAGCAGAAAAAGUUAGGAGAGUAUUUCGUAACGCUUCAAGUAGAGAUUCUGAAACAUUAAGUGAAUUAUUGGACCUUUUUAUAACUGAAGGUGUUGGUGGACAAUUAGGUACUGCUGUCGCACCAUUACCAAAUUCACCUCCUCGUUUAUCAAAUUCUUCUACCCAAAUUCAAAAUAGUAAUAAUAAUAAUAACAAUAAUAAUAAUAAUAAUAAUAAUAACAAUAACAAUAAUAAUAACAGCAAUAAUAAUAAUAGUACUAAUAAUAAUAACAACAAUAAUAAUAAUAAUAAUAACAAUAGUACUAUACCAAAUAAUCCUUUCAUGUCUUCACAUUCAAAUAAUGGUGACCCAUAUCCAUUCUUUUCAAAUAACUCUUUUGACAAUGAUUCAUUUAAUUCCUUUGGUGGUUCUUCAAAUUCUGAAUUUAUACCAUUCUAA
Molecule: messenger RNA, 1566 nt
Organism: Dictyostelium discoideum AX4
Lineage: Eukaryota; Evosea; Eumycetozoa; Dictyosteliales; Dictyosteliaceae
Exons: 1
Coding region: 1-1566 (521 amino acids)
Source: RefSeq, a predicted model, not a curated record